Messenger RNA from Lepisosteus oculatus (spotted gar), 1643 nucleotides. RefSeq names its product single-pass membrane and coiled-coil domain-containing protein 1. NCBI's taxonomy places the organism in Eukaryota, Metazoa, Chordata, Actinopteri, Semionotiformes, Lepisosteidae. The record is from RefSeq and is a predicted model, not a curated record.
UCCACUUGGUUAGAAAACCUUUUUGCUAGUUACAAACAUUCAACACACUUUUUUAACAAUUUCUAUUUUUUUCUUUUGGAUAGAAGAAGGUAUCUGUAACUGUUUAUCAUGUGUUUUCACGGCUAACCUACAUGGUUGCCAGUGGGUAUCAGUGUUCACUACAUGCUUGCCUGCUUUUUUAACUGGUGUUUAAAAUAGCCCACAGUCCAUCGUAUCUGUACAGAGAUCUGAUGACAUAAAAUAGAGCUGAUCUGAACUUCUAGUCUUAAUAUGAUUGAAUUCUUCUGCAGAGAUUCGACUUUUAGCCCAUGUGAUUAACCUUUUCAAAAACAAACAGGAUGUCUUCAGAAGGGCUUUCACUACGGAGGGUCUCUGGAACUCUGAACAGACUGGGGCAGAAAUUAGAAGCAAUAAAUGCCCAAUUUGAUGAGUUGGAUGGGGCAGCAAAGGUCCUGGCAGAGAGACUGGAGGAGCACAGGCAGCUUCUAGCCAAGCAGUGUGAUCACGAUGAAGUGUGGUCUUCAUUGUUGGAAGACAGAUUCACAAGCUUUGAGACCAAUCUCUUCUUCUCCUACGUGAUAGAAACACUGCGCUGCUGCCACUCCCAGGUGGUUAGGAAACUGCCAGAUCUUGUCAGUGGUCUUCCCACCCUAGCGUCCGUCCUCCGAAGGAAAAUCAAAAACCGGCGGGUUGACGUGGCGUGGGAGUCGACGCUCGAAGAACUGGGCCUGGGUGGCCGUGAUGCAAAAGCGCUGUGCGCCUUCUUCGUUGCCCGGGGCUACGAGGCCGAGUACUACCAGGCCGGGCAGAGAGAGAAGUACUCAGAAGAUGUGGAAAUGCUCAUCAGGAAAGUGGUACGAAACCACGUUUUGAGGGACAGUUUGCUUCGGGCAGUGCAAGUUGUCGAGAAAGGGAAGGCUGGAGACAUAUCCACGAAUCCAGUUGAGGCUGAAGAAAAGAAACCAGCCAUAUCGAUAAGACAACAGGUGUGUGGGGCUCAAGACUAAAUUCUUUAUGUUUGCAGUUGAAUCCAGUGACACUCAAGCCUAACACUAUAUUCAGAACAUGCAUCUGAACUAUCAAUGAGAGUGAGGUCGAAAGAGAACUGCAGUCCCAAGUUCUCAGACCUGUUAUUAAAUCUUGUUUACAAAAUAAAUUCAUUGACGGUACAGAAAAAAAAAUGACGAAUUUCAAAUUUAGUACAAAAUUGUGAACUUUGUGAAAGUACUGUAAAUCACAAUGUUGGCGCAAAGCCCUGGUCUCCCCACAAGCAAGAGUGAGAGUUCACGAGAAUUGUGACAUUAAGCGCCCCUUCCUGCUCACUAGUAACUGUAACGACUAAUGUAAUGUGAUAAAUAAAGUAAGUCAAUGCGGUGCAGCAGACAUUUCACCGCAGAAGUGUUCCCAUGUGAUCUGCUUGCUGAGUUAACAAGUAAAUAGUAUCUGUUGACAAAACCGUCUCAAAGUCAAGAACAAUAUUCCUACUGGAUUAACAGUAUUCACGAGCAUGCUUGUUUACAAUGUCAUAGGGCCGCUUCAUUUCACGGGAUGUUGCCUCUUUCGGAAAUUAUGGAAUAUGGUGCUGCACAUAACUGGAAAUUUAAUCUAUUUUGUCAUAUAAAAAUUGGAGGUUUUACAAGUUA